CUACUUCCGGUUCCGUAUCCGAAAGACUACUGCGCCAUUUUGAUGAAACAGCGAGGAGGAAGAGGACGUAUCGCCGAAACGGAUUUUUGGAUUUAAACUGAACAAACGUGGAUACACGGCGUACAUUUAUCAGGAGGAACACAGCCGUCGACCUAAGAGUGAACUACGUGCCGGUUAAUUGAUGGGUUUGGCGAAAUUAUUCGAGGUCCAAGCUGGAUAACGUUGUUAGCUAGCGUUAGCGCUGCUUUUGUUGUAGGCCAAUGGUUGUUGUCAUACGGUGAGCUUAGCUAACCUCAAGGUUUUCUCUGCUAGCCUUGGCAUUAGCUUACACCGAGCGUUGCUUUUGUACGCUCGGUUGUGACCGUCAGGAUAGGGUUUACAUUGCUGAACGACGAAGCCGAAAGGUCUUUGGACUCCUCCAGAUCGCAUUCCUUUGUGUGUGUGUGGACCUUUUGUGUGGGGUCGGAUUGUCUUGAUCGAAGAAGAACUGCGCCUCAAGGCUUUUCUAAAGGACUGAUUAUCACUUUGGAAACCCCGAGGCCUGCUGCUGUCUUAGCAGUGUGAGGCAAGGCCCGGGCUUUCCCCCAGAGACAUUUUACGACGGACUUGACCUCAUUAUUAUGUUCAUGUAAUAUUAUAACCACAUACCGCAUGGACUCGCUUGGAUUGGUGGGUUCUUGUUGUGUUUUAUCGGACUGAAUGAAGAACUGGUAAGGUUCAAGACGCCACUCCAUGGCGCUCUGGCCUCACACCGAGUAUUUUCUAUGAGGAUAACAAGGACUUUUGUCGACAUCUGCGAGCUGCCCCCACUAAUUUCAGUCCAUUCUUUUGUCCCAAUUUAUGCAGUGUUUCACCGAAUAUAAAGAAGGGAUUGUUUACACAUAAAACUCACGAUUUAGCCUCUUGUGUUCAGUGUUGACGCUGUUUGCUUUGUUAUCAUAACAGACCUGUGUUUUUUUCUGUGCUAAGUUUAGUAAGUGCUUAGUCUUGUAAAAAUGUCGUGUGUUCACUAUAAAUUUUCUUCCAAACUGGACUACAACACAGUUACUUUCGAUGGGCUGCAUAUCACGCUCAGCGAGCUUAAAAGGCAGAUUAUGGCUCGGGAGCGUCUCAAGGCCACAGACUGCGACCUGCAGAUCACCAAUGCGCAGACUCGGGAAGAGUACACUGAUGAUGAAGCCCACAUCCCUAAACAUUCCUCUGUGAUAGUCCGACGCACUCCGAUUGGCGGAGUGAAACCUGCUGGCAGGACGUUCAUUGUAGAUCGUUCUGACACAGCUGUGGUGGGAUCUUCUAGACCCGUAUGUAAACACACAACACUCUCUUGUCCUCCUCUCACCUCUAUCUUUCUCCCCCUCUCUCUGGCUUAAAUCACCUUUCUCAAGAACAUUCUGUCAAUGAUGACCAAGUUGUGUGUAUCUCCUGUUCACUGUGUGUUGGCUACAUUUGUGUCGAGAUCGCAACCUCUAUAUGUCAUUUAUUGUCUUUUUGGGUGGGUUUUCUAAAGUCACCACAGUUAAAGUAGUUUGUUGUUUCUCUCCAAGGCCCCAGACUUUCUCUGUUUCAAGGACGUGUUUUACAUAAGCAGUUUGAUACCACUGUUACAAUUGUUGCUGCAUGAAAUAAGAUUGGAGAGAGAAACAACAGACUGGUUUAGCAACUAUUGAUUUUGGAUACCCUGACUUGAAUGACCAAUUGUUGAACCAUGUUAUUGCCACCUUAUGAUGGAUUGAAAAAUCACAUACACUGUUAUGACUGUAUUUCAUAAUGAAAUGGUGUUGUAGCCUGCUUCUGGUCAGGCAAAUGUAUUUGAAGGGUUUGUAAAAGGAAACUAUGUUUUACUGAUAUUUCAUUGUCAUUUUGUUUUCUGUGAAAAUACUUCUUUAUUUUGUGGUGUAAGACCCAUUGGAGUAAAGUGUGGCUGGGAUUGAUUGUAAUUAACUUUGAUUACAAGACUAAAGUUGUGUGAGUGGAAUAGACUCGCAUAGUAAUUUCUUUUGAAAGCUUACCCUGCUAAACUUGAAAUGUUCAGUAACAUUUGCCAUUGUCAAUUGUUUUGUCCUGUACAAUUUCAUUAUGAAAAUGUUCUAUUCUUCAAUGAAUAUGGACUGCACAUAACGCUUAAUCUUAAAAGCUUAUAGAUUUUACCCUGCUGAGUUAAAUGCUUUGCAUUAAUUUAGAUUCUUAAAUGUCUAUUCUGCAAAAAAAGGCUAUUAGCUUGAAGUGUUUUGUUAAAAUUAUGGUAUGGGGCAUCAAUAACAAAGGGUAGAUUUGAUAAGUGCGAUGCCAUUGUGACCUGGCCACUGAACUACGCUAUUGUGACAUGAUCACAGAGGUCUUUGACACAUAGUCAGUUAAUUUAAUAACCUGUCAAUCUCUGGAGGCUUUCCAUGGUUGCUGCAGUGAGAAGUACUGGUGUAGUGUGUCCUGUAAGCUGUAAGCUGCAGAACCUGUCAAUAAAGUUGUUCAGUGGUUCCGUGUCAGAACCACUUGCACCA
This is a messenger RNA of Myripristis murdjan (pinecone soldierfish), 2498 nucleotides long. RefSeq names its product E3 ubiquitin-protein ligase RBBP6-like. The transcript is spliced from 3 exons. Gene Ontology annotation, biological process: protein ubiquitination; mRNA processing; ubiquitin-dependent protein catabolic process. The record is from RefSeq and is a predicted model, not a curated record. Bases 996 to 1370 code for a protein of 124 amino acids. NCBI's taxonomy places the organism in Eukaryota, Metazoa, Chordata, Actinopteri, Holocentriformes, Holocentridae. Gene Ontology annotation, cellular component: nucleus. Gene Ontology annotation, molecular function: zinc ion binding; ubiquitin protein ligase activity.